CUUCCUCUCACUCUGUUUCAGUGUUCACCAGUGUCUCCUCCUGGCUUCCAGUUACAAAUGAGCAGCGAAGAACAUCAUCGGUGGGGAACGGCUGGUCCUUUAGCAGCGGGGGAAGAAGGAGAAGGACAUUUUGAGAGCUCGGUGAAUGCAGUGCCGUUUUGUUUGGUGGCGACCGCAGUUUUAAUCUUCAUCUUCCUCUUACUGGCUCUUUUUGAGAGGCUCAUGUUCAUUCGAGCAACUCCAUCAACACCCUUCGAUCCAAAGCUUCCUCCUUUUGCUUCACCUAAGAUUGGUGUGUGUGAGAGGGAAAUAUCAGUGUUGAUGCCUGGAGAAAAGGUUCCAACCUUCAUUGCUCAGCCAUGUCCUCCCUUACCACCAUCAAGAUCAUUCUAAUACCUCUUUGAUUUCAGUUUUUUACCAUUUAGGACUUUUAUUUCUCUUUAUGAAAAAGAGAGACAAAUCUUUUUAUGUAGUCGAGUGUUGUUAUAACAGAACAGUGUUCUCUGUCUGCCUGCUCAUCACGGAGCAAAAGAGCAGCAAUCUCCAU
Molecule: messenger RNA, 547 nt
Organism: Thlaspi arvense
Lineage: Eukaryota; Viridiplantae; Streptophyta; Magnoliopsida; Brassicales; Brassicaceae
Source: the annotation of a GenBank genome assembly